AUGGGCUUCGCCAAGACGUGCGCCCGAGCCCUCAAGGCUCUGUGGAGCGGGGGCUCGGGGGCCCACGGCGCGAAGGGCGGGCCGUCGGGUCGUCCCCCAAGCGGUGCAGGAGCGGCCAGUGGGCGAGCGGGGGAGGAUGGCGGCGCGAGGUGCGGCGAGACGGGCCCCAAGCCCCUGGGUCCAACGCAGUGGGAGACGACGCCCGGCGCCCAGGGGCCGCGAUCAGGCGGUGGAGCUGGGGCUUCGGGGCCGCCCGGCCUCGCAGCGGCCGGGGGGACCGGCCUGAGGCGUCACAGCGGGGGCCGCGACGGCGAUCAGCGCCACGGCGCCGCCGACGGCCGCGGCGCAGACUUCCCGUGCGCCGACGACGCCGGGCCCCGCGCGAACCCCGUGCCACGCCGGCUGAAGAAUGUUCCCAUCAAGGGCCCCAAGGAAGGGGGCUGGAGGUUGGGCAGCGAGUGGCCGCGCGUGGAGGGCCUUCGCGGGGGCAGGGACCCGUCCAGGUGGCAGAGGGGCCCGAGAGCGGGCAAGGGCGGGAGGCCGUACCAGCCUGAGGCGCCCCCAGCGGGCGAUCCGGCCGGGCGGCCGGGCACGCAGCCAAACAUCGAGAAGCAGCUGGCGGCGCGGGGCGGGGCCGGCCAGUUGGGUGCCCGUAGGAAUCGGAGGUCGGCGUCCGCGGGGGCCAGGCUGGACGGAGGCGACCUGCGGCGGGGCGUCGCGCCGAAGGAACCGGGUGCCAGAAGCGGGCGGUCGACGGCCCCCGUGCUGGGCCCGCCGCCCAGGAAGAUGAUGUCACGGGCCAACGGCGCGCCGCCGUCGGCCGGGGACGAUCCCGGCCAGCGCGCCGGCAGGGGGACCGGUGCACGAAGCCGAGGGAGAGCGGGAUCCGCCGACGCCGGCCGUCGGGCCGAUCCGGCCGUGGACGGCGGCGGGAGCUCGUCGAGGUCGGAGCCGCGCAGGCGCGGCGACAGGGGCCCCGUGUGGGACAGGCUGAGCAGGUCCGCCUCGGAGUACUGGGGGAGACCCCAGGGGGGCGGGGGGCCGGCGCCCACCCUGCGCGAUCGCCGCAGCCUGGGCAGGGGCGAGCCCGCGGUGGAGUCCGCCCCGCCGCAGUGGAGGUCGUCGAGGUCGAUGUCCGCGCCCGGGCUGGCGCCGAUGCCGGCCGCGAGGGCGGGGGGCGGCAGGGAGCGGACCAGGAGCAGGGGCAGGCGCAGGGCGCUGCCCGAGCGCGCGAAGUCGGCGGAGCCGACGACGGCCGAGGCGAACAACAGGGCGAGCUUCGAGUUCCCCAAGGCAAAGCCCGAUCACAGGAGGAGGUCGAGGGCGUCGACGGAGGCGGGCGGCGGCGGGAUGAAGAGUUUGCCGGAAGGCAAGCAGGGCGUUGGUGAUGGGGAUAGGGCCAAGGGAGGGGAGGGGAAGGAGAACCGUUCCGCGGCCAUGAACGGGGGCGGGCCGGAAAAAUCGGAUCCCGUUUGCGAGGAGGCGGGCAGGCUGUCGCCCGACUCGCCAGACCGCCUGGAUGCAUUGCUCUGUGCCGGGAGUGCGCAUGGAUCGAGGGGUGGAUCGGUGGGAAGCCACAAACCGGACUGGAGCUUCAAGUGCAGCGGCGUGACGAGGAGCGCGGGGCCGAAACUAGAGAAGGUCAGGGAAGAUGUCG
Ostreobium quekettii is the source of this 1657-nucleotide messenger RNA. NCBI's taxonomy places the organism in Eukaryota, Viridiplantae, Chlorophyta, Ulvophyceae, Bryopsidales, Ostreobiaceae. The record is from the annotation of a GenBank genome assembly.